Diaporthe citri is the source of this 1080-nucleotide messenger RNA. RefSeq lists its product as uncharacterized. The record is from RefSeq and is a predicted model, not a curated record. Bases 1 to 1080 code for a protein of 359 amino acids. NCBI's taxonomy places the organism in Eukaryota, Fungi, Ascomycota, Sordariomycetes, Diaporthales, Diaporthaceae. The transcript is spliced from 2 exons.
AUGUCUCACUACGAUACCCCACCCCACUUGCAGCCAAUGCCGCGUGCUCUCCGUGAUCACGCGCAGCGUCUUCGCCAAGAGUACAAGAGUAAUUUCCAGAACGAGAUUCGUCACCGAAAGGAGAUUUCGCGCAUCUUACGGGCCGAAGAUUUGAGCGAGGCAAGAUUCGGGGAUCACUGGAAGUGGAUCAACAACAAGCUCCGUGGCGGAAAGUGGACAAUGCGCGACCUGACGCGGGCGUGCAUUGUCAUCAAGAAGUUGCCGCAGUUCGGUCUACAUCAUUCGCUUAUCGAGAAACCCUACAUGGUUAAAAUUGUCGGAAACCCCAAACACCUAGAGGCUGACGCCUGGUCAGAGAGGAGCGCCGGUACGCGAGGAAACAUAGAAGCCGACGCGCCGGCCAAUGCCGAUGCCGGUCGCAAGAAGAACACCACAGUCACAAACAGCUCUCUGGGACUCUUCAACACCGAGAACAGACGAGAUGACACCUCGCGAGAAAACCCUGGCGUAAACGGCCCCCAGCUUCUACUCCGUUUCCCAGAUGGAGACCGACCCUUCCCGAAGUUCUUGGUCUGUCCGUCCGCCCGGGAGCGCGCCAAUCUCUCUGAGCCCGCGAGGGUUUUAGCUAUCUCGGGCAUGAUUGCUCAGCUCCCGCAAACCAUUAGGCAUACCCUGCGAGAGACCAUCAUCGGCCAAAUCAAGCAGGCCGACCUCCGAAAAAGACCGUCUGGCCUGCCCUUUAUGAAUCGAAUCAAAAAGGCCUCGAAGACAAAGGAGGACAAGGUGUCUCUGGUGGAUGUUGUCCAGGGCCUGGCACAUACGCACUGGAAGGCGGGCGAGAACGGCGCCUACAGCUUCUUCUACGAAUCACUUCUGAGUAUGGGCAUUGAGGCGGUCGCAGACUACGAUUUCGACUGGUCUAACAUCCAUGGGACUAACGUCCUUGAUGGUGAGGGCAAGGAACUGAGGAUCACCACAAGCAUCCCACCCAUCGGAAGAAAAGUCGCUGCCCGAUUCCGAAAGCGUUUUGAAGAUACCAAAGAGGGAAAGAGGCUACUCGCCGACAAGACGAAAUUCUAG